UUUGACUUGUCAAAGGAGUGUUCGGUGUCAAUUUUUGGACUGAAAUAAACCAUCUUUCGAACAAUAUCAAACAUCAAAUAGCAAUGAAAACUGCUCAAAGGACAUAGACAGACAUGUCACGCUGAAAUUUAGGUCCAUUGAACACGGAAACAAGAUGUGGUGGCGUCUUUUGCUCCUGUGCAUCUAUGCUGCCAUACUUUUUGUUUUGGCAAGAAUUUUGGAAACCGUUGCUUUUUACGAGCACGGUUUUGUGGCGAGUCGUUUACUGGACCCAUUCUCAUUGAGUGUCAGUCGCCUCAAGCUUCUCCUAGAUCAGCGUGGAAUAGGUUACCAUGGGAUCGUGGAGAAGAAGGAAUUGUCCGAGAUGCUUGAGAACACAGGCGAUGUGACAGAUGGUGAACUGGACUGUGCUAAGAGUGAGGAAGAGGAUGCCCUGCAAGUUAGUCACAACUUCACCAGCGGCUCUCAUUUCUAUGAAGAAGUCGAGGACACUAAGGACAGCAUCUGGUUGGUUCAUGUCAUGAAAGAUCGCCAUUCUGCUGUGCUAAGCGAAUUAGACUGGCGGAAUCUGGUGAAGAAAUUGGUACGCUUUGGAGUUCGGACUGGGAUAUUUGACUGCUCAACAGAUUGGAGAUUAUGCUCCAAGAAAGGCUGGUACAAAUCUCAAGUUGUUCUUGCCUAUCCUCAAGGGGUCCAUGCCAAAGAUAACGUCGUGCUUGGUAGCUUCAAGGGCGCACCGAACGUGGACUCCAUAUUUGACUGGGUCAACUUGAACAUAGCAUCAAGAAUUCGAAAUAUGUACGACUUUCGAGAGAUCGAGAAAGAACGAAAACAAUACGAACAUAUCAAGGACAAACAAACACAAUGGGUCUCAGUUUAUUAUUUUUCCCAGUUACGGAAAAUUCCAAUGUUUUUAUCAUUCCUUAGUAUUAAGUUCACUGGCAGAGUCAAAUUUCGCCGUGUGAACAUCCACACAAAGGAAGGUAAAAAUGUGUUGAAAAGGUUAGGAUUUGGAAAAAGUCCUUUGUAUUUCAUUAUGACUCCGGAAAGAAAUUUUACAUAUGGUAAAGGUUAUGGCGAGUAUUACACAUACAGUUCCCUGGAAAUGUUCCUGAAGAUGUUAAACCCUGAAGUCAAUGAUAUGUUUAUGUUGAGCCUCCUGUUGUUGAACUUUUGUUGUUGUUUUGAGUUUUUUAUAAGACAAGGGGGACCAAUAAGACGAAUGAUGAAAUUGAUAUGGGCUCUUGGGAAAUAUAACUGUGCUCUUCUCAUGCUUUGGUUGCCAGUUCUUGGUCUGAUGAAGUUGCCCACCUCGGAACAUGUCCUUUUCUAUUUUAUGAAAUUUGUUCGACUUUUUAGUGGUUCUUCCGUAGCUGGCAUGGUACGUCAAGAUGUUCUCCUUGGAACGUACAAUUCAGACGUACUUCUUGCCACUUUUCUUAUCCUAGGUAUUAUUGUCGGUAUUCGCGAGUAUAAGCGCACAGGUGGGGUCGAAGAGGACAUGGCUAGUCCUGAUUGGUGGAGUGUGACGUGGGAUGGGUACACCAGUUACCUUUUCCAACCCAUGGCCACUCUCUCCCGACCAAUGACGCCACAAGAUUUAGACCUUGAGGAAGGUAUGGAGCUGUUGAUUGAGCGACUCGCCGUUCCCAACCUUUGGUUACAACCAAUGAUACAAAUUGACUACAUCAAACAUCUACCUGUAUGGCCGUACCACGGCCCAGUCACUGAUAGCCCGGUGUCCUCAGAUGGGGAAGGUUAUGAUAGUGGUACAGACACAACGGAUUGUUUUCUCCCUUCUGGGUCAGGUACAAAAUGUCACUUGUCGCAACUAGCAUCUGUAGAAACCAUCGGAACAACCUCGAUUGGGGCACCCUGUUUACCUACCAUUCAGGCUCCUAGUCUGCAGAGUUCAUCUGAAAUGACACGGCAUGCCUGUGCGAAUCUUAUCAUGGACGGUAACUACCAGUGCAUGUGUGCUAAAGAACACUCCAACAAACUAGACCAUUCAGAGAAAUCGGAAAAAGGGAAAUCGGUUGAUGUGGAAGCGAAUAAAGAGAAAAAAGAGAAUGUGAAUAAGAGUCAGACGAACAUUUGUAAGCAAGACAUUGAAAGUGAACAAAGAUCUACUUUUCCUGCUGGAAUGAUCUUCAGUUCUGAGUGUGUAAUCUGUCUUGAUUCUUACAAGUACGGUGUAUUGAUCUGUGGCCUGCCAUGUGGUCAUUCCUUUCACCAACAGUGCAUCUUGGAAUGGCUUGCAAGAGAUAAACACUGUUGCCCAGUGUGCCGUUGGCCAACAUACAAAUCUAAACGCAUACCCACUCACCGUCAUAAUGACUGAAACGUUUUUUCGGAGGGGGGAACCAAGACCAUCUUUACACUUGUGAGAUAUUCCUUUGAGUCGGGAACGAAAGAGGUUCUGGCAUUGAGGCAAAUUUUUUGUUAUGUCUCUCUCAGGUUGUGGAGUCAUCAUUCUCAAAAUCUGUAAGUCUCGCCAUUAACCAGUAUUCAUUGUGUCUUUGUCCCUUUUUUCAGACUGUCUAAGAAUAGGCUCUUGUACAAAUUGAAUUGUUGAUCGAUACACAGUAAUUCAUUCUAACACAAGCAAUAGAACAAAUGUGAAUAUAUAAAUGUUAGAAAAGACUCAUCGAAGUAAGCCCGCUAUAUCAUGACACCAAAUUUAUGUACUUCAAUUGAAUCAAUUUCUUGAAUUGACAAGACUUGCACGGUAAUGUGACGAGCUCUGUCAACUGUUGGGGCUAGUUGCAUGUGGAGAAAGAGGAGAAAAGAUAAAAAGCUUUAAUCUAAAUAGUGAUGAAUGAUAAGUUCUUAUAAAGGGCUUCUAUAAUGUGCAGCAAUCUCAAAAAGUUCUAGGAAGUGAUUGUACUUUGUAUAAGUCAAUUUAAGAUUGUUUUCCACUUUGGACUUGGUCCUAAUUGUGAUUUUUGGGUCAUCUGGUCCUGUGGGCAGAAUCUGAUGGAAUUUCAUUAUUGGACUAGUGGUGGUGGUGAUGUUUUAUCUCCCUUGCUUUACUGGUAAAUGAUAGUGCUAACAUGUGAUAGGACUAGACUUUGAGUCAGGAGUUGCACAGAGAUUGUGGCCAAAUAGAAAAACUUUGAGGAUUGUGUCCAAAAUGUUUUUGAAAUUCAGAACAAAUGCCAGAAACGUAUAAGUUUUGGAAGAUACCCAGUAGAGUUUCAAGCUGGUGGGGGAUUUUUACUUACACGGCAUGAAAGAGAAAGUUAUUCCGCUGUCAAUGAAUAUUGAGAAAUAAAGGAAUAUCC
Messenger RNA from Lineus longissimus, 3284 nucleotides. Its product is annotated as E3 ubiquitin-protein ligase RNF103-like. Gene Ontology annotation, cellular component: endoplasmic reticulum. The transcript has 4 exons. Bases 155 to 2341 code for a protein of 728 amino acids. Gene Ontology annotation, biological process: protein ubiquitination. Lineage: Eukaryota; Metazoa; Nemertea; Pilidiophora; Heteronemertea; Lineidae. Gene Ontology annotation, molecular function: ubiquitin-protein transferase activity. The record is from RefSeq and is a predicted model, not a curated record.